Molecule: messenger RNA, 2361 nt
Organism: Arachis duranensis
Lineage: Eukaryota; Viridiplantae; Streptophyta; Magnoliopsida; Fabales; Fabaceae
Product: cucumisin
Exons: 10
Coding region: 62-2320 (752 amino acids)
Biological process (GO): proteolysis
Molecular function (GO): serine-type endopeptidase activity
Source: RefSeq, a predicted model, not a curated record
AUGUACACAUAUAUCUAGUCCUCCUCUUAAGCUUUUUCUCUGCUUAUCAUUUUGAUCUGCCAUGGCAACUAUGAUUAUCUCUUUCUUUAGUCCAUAUGUUAUUUUCAGCCUUAUAUGGGUUAUGAUGAUUAGUAGUCAAGCCUAUUCCAAAGAUGAUCGAAAGACUUAUAUUAUUUACAUGGGUGAUCAUCCUAAGGGUAUGGACCCAACGUCAUUACCUUCUCUUCAUACAAGCAUGGCUCAAAAAAUUCUCGGCAGUGAUUUCAAAUCAGAAGCUAUACUCCAUAGUUACAAAAAGAGCUUUAAUGGAUUUGUAAUGAAGUUAACAAAAGAGGAGGCAAAAAGGAUGGCAGAAAUGGAGGAUGUUGUGUCAGUUUUUCCAAACAAGAAAAAUGGGCUUCACACAACAAGAUCAUGGGAUUUUAUAGGGUUUCCCCACCAAGUGAAAAGAACAAAUGAAGAAAGUGAGAUUAUUGUUGGAGUAUUAGACUCUGGAAUAUGGCCAGAGUCUGAGAGUUUUAGUGACAAAGGAUUUGGUCUACCACCCAACAAAUGGAAGGGAUCAUGUCAUAACUUCACUUGUAAUAGGAAAAUCAUUGGAGCAAAAUCCUACAACAUCGAAGGUAGCUAUGCCAAAGAUGACAUUAGAUCUGCUAGAGAUUCAAACGGCCAUGGAUCACACGUUUCAUCAACCAUUGCUGGCAACUUAGUUGACUCUGCAAGCCUUUUAGGCUACGCUUCAGGAUCAGGGAGAGCACGUGGAGGAGCACCCUCAGCACGCAUCGCCAUCUACAAGGUCUGUUGGUCAUCGAACGGCUGUGAUGACGCCAACGUUCUUGCGGCAUUUGAUGACGCAAUCCAUGACGGCGUUGACGUCAUCUCUAUUUCAGUUGGGGCAGAUGUGGCUUUUCCCUUUUCGUAUUUUGAAGAUGCAAUUAACAUUGGGAGUUUCCAUGCAAUGAAGAAAGGGAUAUUGACUUCUAACUCUGCCAAUAAUUUGGGUCCUGAUCUUUCUUCUAUGACUAAUUAUUCACCUUGGUUGCUCUCUGUAGCUGCCGCCACUAUUAAUAGAAAGUUUCUUACAAAGGUUCAAUUGGGAAAUGGUAUCACUUUUGAGGGGGUUUCAAUAAAUACAUUUGAUCUCAAAAACAAAAUGUUCCCUUUAAUUUACGGUGGAGAUGCACCAAACACUGCUGGUGGGUAUAACAGUUCCAUAUCCAGGUAUUGUUAUAAGGACUCAUUGAAUAAACAUUUGGUGAAAGGCAAGAUCGUUUUGUGUGAGAGCAUUCUUGUUCCAACAGAUAUACAGUUACUAUCCGGUGCAGUUGGUAUGAUACAUGGAGCCAUAUCCCCAAAAGAUUUACCAAAUAAUUAUGCAGUGCCUUCAACUUUCUUGAGUCUAAGGAACUUUAGAUUAGUACAUUCUUACUUAGCUUCAAUGGGUAAUAAUGCAACAGCUACAAUAUUCAAGAGUGACGAAGUUAGAGACUCGUUAGCCCCAUAUGUGGCUUCAUUCUCAUCAAGAGGUCCAAAUCCAAUCACACCAAACAUUCUUAAGCCGGAUGUGGUUGCCCCAGGAGUUAACAUUUUAGCCGCAUGGUCUCCAAUUUCUCCAAUUUCAGAUGUUAAAGGUGACAAAAGAUUAGUCCAUUAUAAUAUUAUUUCUGGCACUUCAAUGGCAUGCCCUCAUGCCACUGCAGCAGCUGCAUAUGUCAAAUCAUUUCAUUCUAAUUGGUCUCCUGCUAUGAUCAAAUCUGCACUCAUGACCACAGCUACUCCAUUGAGUGCCACUCUUAAUCCUGAGGCCGAAUUCGCAUAUGGUGCGGGACUAAUUAAUCCUAUUAAGGCAGCAAAUCCUGGUUUAGUGUACGACAUUAACGAAGUUGAUUAUGUCAAAUUCUUGUGCCAGGAGGGAAUUGAAACUAAAAACCUUGGGAUUCUCACUAAAGAUCAUAGCAGUUGCAAGAAAGUGGGAAAGACAGAGAGUGUAUACGACCUCAACCUCCCAUCAAUUUCUCUCUACACAAACGUGUCAUCUUUCACUCGAAUUUUUCAUAGAACAGUUAUGAAUGUUGGGUCCGCAACAUCUACAUAUAAAGUGAAAGUGAUGUACCCAUCUUUUUUAGAUAUUCAAGUGAAACCGGAUACGUUGUCGUUUGAAUGUAUAGGCCAAAAGAAAUCAUUCUCGGUCAUUAUAGAAGGGAGUAUGAAUGUAAACACAGCUUCUGCUUCGUUGAUUUGGGAUGAUGGAACAUUUCAAGUUAGAAGCCCUAUUGUAGUGUUUAACCAAUUGCCUGUCCCACCAUUUAUCUUUAUCUAAAUGUGGGAUAAGGAAAGAGAUAAAGAUUUUUUCAAGGUUUA